Molecule: messenger RNA, 1801 nt
Organism: Aphanomyces astaci
Lineage: Eukaryota; Oomycota; Saprolegniomycetes; Saprolegniales; Verrucalvaceae
Exons: 3
Coding region: 359-712 (117 amino acids)
Source: RefSeq, a predicted model, not a curated record
UGUCGAAGCGGCGCGCACCAAUGGCCUUGCCGCUGCACCCACGGCGCGCAAGCCUCUACUUCCAAACGAUAUUGGGCCGCGUCAGCGAUAUCCACGCCCGGGUCGCUGCUUUUCAGGUAUAUUGGUACUAUUAUCACCUCCACAAGUCGACAAUUCGCAUAGCGAUUCUACUUGGCCAGCUUGCAAGCAUGCAAGGUUGGAGCUCCAUGUCUGUUGUUUCGUGACGAAGACAGCGACGGUAUACCGUCAAGCGCUUUCAUUUCAGCCCAUGGCCAGACCCUCGAGAUACAACACGACGGCACAGUAGACACCAUUCACCUUGGCGAGGUGGAGUACGUUGUGUGCAGUUCCAACGCGGAUGGAACACUGCGGUGUCGGAUUCAUCACCGAUGUAGCCAAGUAUCCCUCGAGUUCUGUACGACAAACGUCCAAUGCAACCAACAGCACGACGAUGAGUUUACGUUUGCCCAGUGGGUGCUCGUCGUUGUGUGCACGGCCACAGCUUUGCGUCAAGACGUACAGGACAAAUCCACUCAACUUCUGUGGCAAGCCGCGAGGCUUCGUGUGGUGGAGCUCACAUGCUUAUUGGGAAUCAACCCAACGUUCACGGAAACUAGCCGUCACUUGGAGUGUAUUUCAUUCCUCGAAGCCAUUCAAGACACGCAACGUGUCCUUCAUGACAUUGCCGCCGAUGACGUUAGCGUCGACUUAGGCCGCUGUUGGUUCUUACGUGUGCAGCCACACCAGCUCAAUGAGUAAUCAAUGACAGCGUACUUCGUCCGACUUCGGAUUUUGGUGGUUCUAUUUGUUAGCCCUACCCUGUAUACUUCGUGCUCCACUAACAGUUCGUCGAUCUUGAGCUUUAUUACGAUAGGCAGCAGAAACAAGCGAUUGUUUAGUCGAGUUUGCGGCCUGGCGGGGGCUGGCGUCCUCGCAACCGUUCCUUUUGACGAAGGGCAACUUCGUCAAAGCGAGCCUUGGAAAGCUCUCGCUUGUGCCGCAAGUCGAGUUUCUUGGUGUCUAGCAUGGAAGGAACAGCCGGCGGCGUCGUGGCGUAGUCCUGAUUGUGAUUGACAUGGUCUGCCAACACCUUUUCGUUGACAUGGACUUGGCUCUCACAACCACAGGACGAGGAGCCAGACAGCACUGUUCUUGUAGGUGAAGGGGUCGGCAUCGCCGGACUGUGGCUGUUGUUGCUCCUUGCGAUGGUUUGGAGCUCCUUCAGCUGGACUGACAGCUUCACCGCUUGCUCUUGCAGCAACUCAAACUGCACUUCGACGGGGUUUCCAUGUGUUUGCUGUUUUGGAGGUUCACUGGACUUGACCAACGCGUUCGACACGGGGAGUGCUGUUGGUACUGAGCUUGAUGUGGAUACUGUGGAUUCGACCUCACGGAGAUUCAUUUGCACGGCGCAAAGCUGCUCUCGGAGUUCUUGAAACAUCUUGGUAGUCGUUUGAGUGAGUUGUUUCACGCUUGAAUCGAGAAUCUACUCGGCCCAAGUAAGGUACACUAGGUCGUCAAUACAUGUAUACCUCACGGUUUCGUUGGAGCAAAAUGUCUUGGAGCAGAGUUGCAGGAACGGUUGAUGCUAGGGUUUUCACGGAGUGCGACGCUGCUGCAGAGUCAGGGCCAGGACCAAGGAAUCCCCGGUACAGCGUCAUGAUACACGACUCAAUAUCGCUUAAUCUGUCCAUUUUCGACUUGUCCGCGGCUUGCAGGUUGUCACCUGUUCGUACAACUCAACGUUUUCAGCCGACUUAGGUCAACCGGUUGGUAUGCGUACGAGAAAUAUCUAGGAUGG